Messenger RNA from Fimicolochytrium jonesii, 1623 nucleotides. RefSeq lists its product as uncharacterized. The transcript has 2 exons. Gene Ontology annotation, molecular function: metal ion binding. The record is from RefSeq and is a predicted model, not a curated record. The coding region runs from base 90 to 1202 and encodes 370 amino acids. NCBI's taxonomy places the organism in Eukaryota, Fungi, Chytridiomycota, Chytridiomycetes, Spizellomycetales, Powellomycetaceae.
CUGACCAUAGCCAUCCCAUCCUCAUCACUGCACAUCCCCCAACCAACCCCAUCCCACUCCUUCUCAACGAACCGAGAAAAAAUAGCCAGAUGUCCCACCCCACCUACGACACGCCGUACGAAACAGCGGCCGCCCGCGCCGCCGCGUACAUCGCGUACGCGCGCAUGAAGGCCGCGCAGACGUACCCGCCGACGGCGCCGUUUCCGCCGUUCGAGGCCGAGGAUGAGGUCGGGUGUUGCUGUGGGCCCUGCGGGGGUACGGACGCAGCGAGGGAGGGGGAGGGGGUGAGGUGUCGGUUUUGGCAGAGGGGGGCUUGUCGAUCCGGCGACGCCUGUUUUCUGUCCCACACCCUCCAACAACGCAUCAGGACACCCACACCCACGCCCACGCCGCCGACCGCAUCGUCGAUCACAGAGUAUCCCCGCCCACAACCGGUCUACGCCCCGCUCGCCUACACCAAGCCCAAAAAGGGUUACGAAUGGGGAAGCCACGCCUGGAAAGUCGCGGCGGGCACCCCGCAUAAUCAUCCUCAUCACGGAACCGCCUCGCAUCGUCACGGUACCAACAGCACCAACAGUAACAGUACCGGCAACGGAAACGGCAACCCCUCAAAGCCCCCGCGCCACCCACCCGCGUCCACCUCCACCCACUCCGUCUGCCGCUACUGGCUGCAAGGCAUCUGCAACCGCGGGCCGGCCUGCCGCUUCCUGCACGGGUCCGCCGCGCCCGCCGCCAUGCUCUUCCCCCCCUCCUUCCCCCGGCACCCCACCGCGUACACCACCCGCCCGUCGAUGGCCCGCCCGCGCCCGCGUCCCUCGAUCCGCGGCGAGCUGAUCAAGGCGCUCGGGGUGUAUGAGUACGAGGCGUUGGCGGCGCGGAUGGCGGCGUUGAGCGUCGGGGGAGGACUGCACAUCGACCGGGCGGGCGGCGAUAUGCGUCUCCCGAAUGCGUAUCGCCAGCCGCGGUUCCCCGGCUACGCGAUGUCUCCUGCGCCGAUGCCCGCCGCUCAUCCGCAGCAGACCGCACAGCAGAUGCCGUACGAUCUGGACCUUGACCUGGAUCUGGAUUUCAGCGCCUGUGAUGAUGGGGAUGAGGGGUUGAGCGGCGGUGGCGCCGGCGAGACCGCGCCUUCGCGAAAUGCUCAGAUGGGACCGAAAUGUGGGGCUGUGGAUUUGCGCGCUAUCUGGGAGAGGGAGAUGUGAGGGGCAGUGAGGAGAUAGAUAGUUUCUACGUAGGUUUGCGCCCCCCGCGCGAACUUCGUUCGGCCUGCGGUUGAUAGAGGUAGCGUGGUUAGGAAGUGUGAGUAGCGUUAGAGCGGGACGACCAACCACCACAAGUUCGAGGGGGAUGUAAAUGGGAAUGAAACGAAAUCAGGCGACGCGGGAUGGGUAUCAGUGCAUCUGCAUCGGGAGCGAAGACGAGAAAAAAAUGAGCGGGGAUGAGAAGAGGUAGAUAACAAGAGCGGAGGAAAAAAGAUCCAAAGUUUGGGGCGUGCUGUUUAUUCAUAGUUUUUGUUGUCUUUCCAAUUACCGCAUUUCUUGUCAUGGUCGGGUAUUUCCGUAUACAAAUCGCCCUGCUUUCCCCUGAGAACUUCCCUUCACACCAUUAGAACAUCCACCCAAA